AUGGCGACGGCGGAACCCAACGACACCAGCAACGAUGACAACAACGAUACCUCUGACGAGGUGGAAAGACCAGUGGAAUCAGCCUUUCGGCCCACUGCAACUCAUGCGACGAAUGAACAAGGACCCCAAGCCCCGACAAACCAGCAAGUGCCGCAACCCCCAUUCCCUCCAUCACACGCUCCUACUCUGUAUCAUCCACCGCCGCACCAUGAGUAUCACAGACCAAUUCCGGUCAGAGCUCACGAAACGGACUAUUCCCAUGGGCAUCCGCCUCCCCACCACCCGCCUCCGCAUGCCGCUUAUUAUCACCCGCCUCCACAUGCUGCUUACUACCCCCCUCAUCCUGACGACCGUCGAUGGCUUGGACCGCCGCCAGAAGUUUCCCAUGGUCAGCCACCACCGCCGCCACCCCAUGUUUACCCGGGAUACGACCAACACUACAACAAAUUGACCACGAGUCAAAGUUUUCCACCUCCUCCAUCUCACAUGCCAUACCCAUACCCCCAACCGGUCUACCCAAGCAACAAUCGGCUCGACGAAAAUCCUCCUCGCUUACCCGCUCAUGAACAUGCACCACCACCUUCAGAGAUUGCUACAGUAGGAGCAAGUGCUGAGGGGGUUGCUCGGGAAGUGGCAGUGUCUCCUACUCAGAUUGAGAGCUCACACCGAGACGAAGUCACUAAUAUGGGAUGUACAUGCAAAAAGACAAAAUGCUUGAAACUGUAUUGUCAAUGCUUUGCUGUCAAGAUAUAUUGCGGUUCCAAUUGCCGCUGCCUGGUUUGCUUCAACACAACAAAACACGAGAAACAAAGAAAAGAGGCAAUGCGCAUUAUACUAUCGAGGAACCCUGCUGCUUUCGACACCAAGUUCUUGAAAACAAAAGAACGCCAAACGGCUCAAGAACAAAAGCUAGUGCUGGCCCACAAACUUGGCUGCAAAUGCAGAAAAAGUGCUUGCAUGAAAAAGUACUGCGAAUGCUACGCAGGAAAUGUCAAAUGUAGCCCCAACUGUCGCUGUAUUGGGUGCAAAAACACAAUAUCCGGUGGUUUUGGUUCAGACAAACCCAGCAAUGCUGGCAUGCUCCUACCAAAUUACGAUUUGUCGAUGGCGCCGCAAGCCCGAAGAAGUGGGCGAGAGCCAUGGAUGAUGCAUGCUGCACACAACUUGGCUUAUCUCAAACAUGGAUCGCCAGUGGCCGAAAGACCUGUUGCUGCGAUGCAUGAUAAUAGUGCUGAUGUUGCCUCUAUGCCGUCGCUUGCUGCGUCCUCCUCAGACACAUCUCCAGACGAGAGAAACGAGGACGCAUCUGCGAAACAAAACUCUUCUGCUGCUGCCGCCGAGGACGAAUCAAAUGGGAAUGUUAACUCACUCCUCUUGGCAGCCAUGGCAAUGACAGAAUUCCAAUCUCGAAACAACAAUGGCACUGAUAGGCUGCAGACGUCCAACAGUGACGUGUCAACGCGUGAAAUGAGUGCCGCUCCACAACAGAUUGCAAAGCGUCCAUCCAUACCUCGCUCAUCGCCCAAGCGAAAGUCUAGUGAAGUCCCAGAGAAAAGCAAUGUUUCUCGUGACUCCAAACAGGGCGGGGCCGAGGAAGAGAGUCCGGGAGGACAGUCCAAAUUCACUGAACGCGAAAUGGCCGGGUCACCACUGGAUCCACGCGAGUUGAAACGAACACGGUUGGGUUCUGUGUUGAAGACAAUGACCUGGGCCGAAACAGAAGAAGCAGGACAAAAGGGGACACCAGAAAAUGCCGCCAAAGGUACCAACGCGACAAUUCCUGAAACUCCAGACGCAAAGACAGCGGGCACUGAUAAGCUCACACCGAUAUCAGCUCGUUGCAUAGACUUCAAGCGUAUGCACGUUGACGAAAAGAAGAAGCUGGAACAGCCCUGA
Messenger RNA from Seminavis robusta, 1896 nucleotides. Lineage: Eukaryota; Bacillariophyta; Bacillariophyceae; Naviculales; Naviculaceae. The record is from the annotation of a GenBank genome assembly.